GGAAGCCCGUCGCGUAGCGUGACGUCACAUUUUCGUUUUGUUUUAAUGAAGCUAACCGAGCCGUUGUAUGAACUAUUUUCGUUAACACAAGAAUAAUGCAGGCCAUCACAGAGAUACCAUCUGACACAUUUAGCGGACCCAGCUGCUAACGUUUAUCUUUGUGUCAAGGGUAGUUUUUGCCACCAUGUGAGUGACGUAAAAUAUGUAGGACAGCUCCUGCUGUUCUACACUUGUUUAACGUUUUAUGAUAAACUACAUACCGGUAGUUAAUAGGCGUGCUGUACUAUGUUUACUGGUCAGACCUGAUUAUCAGGUUUUAUAUUGUACACGGAUAUUUUUCUCUUGGUUUCCAAUUUGUUUAUGCUUCGGGCUUCUACCUCGUAGCUUUCCUCUACUUUUUUGAGUCUGCUUUGAAUCAGACCAGGUAACUUACGAUGCAUAUAAAAGAGGAGACGAUCGCCAUUUUAAAGCAGUUUGACAUUGGAAACAAGUUCUCCUAUCUGCCGGUGCUGCCCAAAGCCUCAGUGCUGAUCCCACUGUUUGUGAAGAAUGGAGAGCUACACACCUUGAUGACCCUGCGUUCAGAAGAGCUGAGGACCAGUGCUGGCGAGGUGUGCUUCCCCGGUGGGAAGAGAGACCCCAGUGACAGAGAUGAUGUGGACACAGCUUUAAGAGAGGCAGAAGAGGAAAUAGGUCUACCACCUGAUGAUGUCCAGGUGGUCUGCACACUGUUCCCCAUCAUCAAUAAGAGUGGUCUGUUGGUGACCCCUGUGGUUGGCUUCAUAGAGGAGUCAUUUUGUCCCAGUCCAAACCCAGCUGAGGUCCGUUCCGUGUUCACAGUCCCUCUAGGCUUCUUCACGAGCGAAGACCACUAUUCUGCCUGCGGUACUUCUGAGAUGGUGGGGACGUUGCACUUUUUUAAUUUUGUGGACCCUGAUUCAGGAAGACAGUAUCAGAUAUGGGGCCUGACUGCAAUGUUGGCCAUACUGGUUGCUACUCUUGCGCUGAGGAAAAAACCGAGGUUUGAGGUUGGUUUUGACUCUGAGGAUCCAUUAUCCUUCUUCCAACAGAUUCUGCAUAGACAAAUGAGUAAACUAUGACCAGUUGUUUCUCUGAUGUGCGAAUACAAAAUACUGGAAGCCAGAUUUGUUAUACUAAUAUAAUUUGUUACUGUAUUAAUUGUGAAGUCAAGAGUGCAAUGUGAAACUUUACCUGCAUGCAAUAUUUCUUUAAGGAGAUUAAUCCUUUAAAAACAUUUUACAACUAGUGAAUCUAAAAUGUAGGGGGGGAACAAAUGAAGACAUUUAUAUUUUUAUUAAUUCAUUUAAUGUAGCAGCAGGAUUACAGAUAUAAACAGAAGAGUAUACAAAUGUCCAGACCAAGGCAAAGUACAUGUUAAUAAUAGUUCAGAUGUAUGAUAACACACUCGGGUUGACCUUUUAUCCAGACUGCAGGGUCUUAAGGCUAGAUACUAAAGCUCAAGCUACACAGAACGGAUACAACAUAACUGUUGGAGAAUGUGAAAUAGAAAGCGAACUAGGAGAAGUGAGCAAACUGAUUACACACAAGAUACAGCUCACACUAUUGGCAAUUAACAGUUAAUUUAUCAUGGAUGCUCCUUUUUAUCAAGCAUUUCACAGCAACAAUAGUAAUGUUGACAAGCACAUCAACACAAGAAAGCUCUCCAUAAAAUAAUCUCCACUGUCUCAUCCCUUUUACCUCACAUGUACAAAUCUCAUGAGGCGUGAAAAACAAUUUUCAACAGAAAACAAUGAACAAGGUGACAAGUCAACAGUGAAGCUGCGCAAUUUUAUGUUAAUACUACUCACGGAUAUCUUGUAAUGGAUUUCCAAGGAAAAUGUUAAACCUAAAAUAUAUAUCGGUAUGGGCUAUGGUUAUGCUUGUGUUUUAGAAAUAAAGAUUCAAUCACUGAAAAUUGUCCUGGUGUCGAACAGUCAUAGAAAAUAAAAAGGACAAGGAGCAAAAUAGCAAUGACACAAAAGAGACACCAGUAAACACAGCGGCGUAACGGUAAGUUAUCAAGGCACACAAAGUUCUGUUGAAAGCAUCACAAUUGAAAUUCAAGAUACCCCCUGCAGUAUAUUUCACAUUUAAAUAUACAUGGAUAUUCAUUUACAUGACUGAAGGACAAAACUGAUAUUGUGUACAGAUUUGUGUGCUAUCUUCACGAACAUUAAAUUCAUGUUUCACGUG
Micropterus dolomieu (smallmouth bass) is the source of this 2214-nucleotide messenger RNA. RefSeq names its product nudix (nucleoside diphosphate linked moiety X)-type motif 7 (gene nudt7). The record is from RefSeq and is a predicted model, not a curated record. The transcript has 3 exons. NCBI's taxonomy places the organism in Eukaryota, Metazoa, Chordata, Actinopteri, Centrarchiformes, Centrarchidae. Bases 435 to 1100 code for a protein of 221 amino acids. Gene Ontology annotation, molecular function: acetyl-CoA hydrolase activity; coenzyme A diphosphatase activity. Gene Ontology annotation, biological process: coenzyme A catabolic process.